CCGUCGGAGCUUCUGUUUGCGACGCUGAACGGCGACGCAUGGGCCAGGGCCGAGGAGGGCCUGCCGUGGAGGGCGGACCAAGGUCUGAGGCCGCGUGUAGCCUUGGCCCAGGAGACAAGGUUCGUCUCGGAGUCGGCGCAGUUGACGGCCGGAAGUCGGGCUCCGACCUUCAAGGCCAAGCUGGCGAGUGGCCCCGUGGUUCGCGCGGGCGAGUCCGCGAACGCCGCGUCGGAGGGAGUGUCCACGGUCGUGGACAAUUCGCUCGGCUUCGCGCGGCAAGCGACGGGCCCAGGCUGCGAGGCUGCCCGCGUGCUGGCGCGCAGGGCUGCGCUCAGCGGGUUCCAGGUGCUGUUCGUCUCGGUCUACCUCGCAUUCUCGAUGGGCGCGCAGGGCGCCAACCUGGAGCUGAUGGAGGAGCUGCAGAGAUGGCUCUUGGAGCAGCCGCGGCAAUUCGUCAUCGGGGGGGACUGGAGUGUCAAGCCCGAGGCCAUGGCGGAGGUGACCGUGCCCUCCGCCUUGCCCCUGCCAGCGCGCCGCGUUGUGGCGCUGAGGCUUAAGGGGCUCACGCCAGGGAGGCAUAUUCAGGUGUCCAGGAUGCCACUUGCGUUCGACCUGGGCGCCGAGCUGGACCAGGAUGGCAUCGCGGCAUUCGCCAGCCUCACGUACCGGCUGGUCUGGCAGGUGGCGGUUGGCUGCUCCGGAGCCCCGGUGGAGGACGCCAUGACGGAGUGGUUCACCAAGGCGGAGGCGGUGCGGCGUCCGUCGCGGCUUCCGCGGGCGAGCGGCUGCUGGCCAUUAUGGGCGCGCUCGCGGCUGCGCACUGGCGCAGGCGCCAUUGGCCUCGGCGGUUUCUGCGCACCUGCG
Prorocentrum cordatum is the source of this 864-nucleotide messenger RNA. The record is from the annotation of a GenBank genome assembly. NCBI's taxonomy places the organism in Eukaryota, Dinophyceae, Prorocentrales, Prorocentraceae.